UUUUCAUUUCGAGCCUUUUUGAAUGGAGGAAUCAAUAACCGAGAGAGUUUAGUGACCUGAUCAAAUUCAAACUGAAUGAGAGGAAGCCUUUGGGCGUCGAAUACUGAGGAUGCAUGCCGGGAGACGAAGAAAGAGAGAAACGGCUCGGCAAGCCUAGCCGGGUGGAGUCAAGCUGUCUGACUUUCUUCUCCGCCCGAUGCCGGCUUCCCGGCAAAACCUCACUCUGUCUAUGCUAAAGCCCUAACCCAAACCGCUCUCCACCUCCAACAAAAUGGCCACCGCGCCGCCGCCAAACCCGGCCCUCACCGCCCUAAUCACCGCCACGCUCACUUCCACGAAGCCCAAUUUCCAGGCCUUGACUCCCCAUCUCUCCCAGCUGACCCCCACCGUCAUCCUUCCUGUCCUCCAAUCCCUGACCUCAACGGUAGCCCCUCCCGCCCUCGUUUCGUUCCUCAACUGGGCCCAGUCCCACUCGCCUUCCCGCUCCAUAUCCCCGCCAUGCCUCCUCCUUUCCAUCCUUCCCAACCUCCUCGCCCACAACAAGUUCUCCGCUGCCAAGUCCAUCCUCGUCUCAUUCAUCUCCUCCGACAGCCAACACGAGCUCCACGGCCUCCUCCUCCAUGGCCCCAGCCGCUCCGUCCCGAGACCCUCCAAGGCCCUUCUUGACACUGCCAUUGGGGCCUACGUCCAAUGCCGCCACCCCCACCUCGCUGUCCAAAUCUUCCACAAAAUGCGCCGCCACCACCUCCGGCCCAACCUCCUCACUUGCAACACUUUGCUCACCGCCUUGAUAAGGUACGAGUCGUCCCACUCCAUUUCGCUUGCUAGAGAGGUCUUCAAUGAUGUUCUGAGGCUCGGGGUCGUUCCUAGUGUUGCUACCUUUAAUAUCAUGAUUGACGGGUAUUGCUUGGAGAACAAGUUUCGGGAUGCCUUGGAGUUGAUUCAUAGGAUGGUCCAUGAAUUCGGUUGCUCGCCUGAUCACAUCACCUAUAACACAAUUCUAGAUGCCUUCUUUAAAAAGGGAAUGCUGGAGGAGGCACGGGAUUUGCUGCUUGAUAUGAAGAACAAGGGCCUCGUUCCGAAUAGACGCACUUACAAUAUCUCGGUGUAUGGGUACUGCAAGUUGGGUUGGUUGAAGGAGGCAGCAAAGCUGAUCGAUUCGAUGUCUCAAAAUGGAAUAUUGCCUGAUAUUUGGACAUAUAACAUGAUGCUUGGUGGGCUCUGUUCGCAUGGUAAAAUUGAUGAGGCUGUUAAACUCAAGGGUGAGAUGGAGAACUUGAAAUUAUCAGCUGAUGUGGUCACUUAUAACACCCUUAUUGAUGGGUGUUUCAAGUGGAAGGCUAGCUCAGAGGCAUUUGAGUUGGUUGAGGAAAUGAAGGAGAGAGGACUAAAGUUGAAUGCCAUUACUCAUAACAUUAUGAUAAAAUGGUUUUGCAAGGAGAAGAAGAUGGACAAGGCAAUGAAUGCUAUAAAGGAAAUGGAGGAAAAUGGGUUCUCCCCUGAUUGUGUUACCUACAAUACUCUGAUUAAUGGAUACUGCAAAGCGGGAAACUUAGGGGAAGCGUUUAGGGUGAUGAAUGAGAUGCAGAAGAAAGGAUUGAAGAUGGAUGUUGUUACACUAAAUACCAUCCUCCACACUCUUUGUGGUGAGAGGAAGCUCAACGAGGCUUAUGAGUUGCUUAGUAGUGCCAGAAGGAGAGGUUAUCUGCUCGAUGAAGUGAGCUAUGGCACUUUAAUUGCUGGUUACUUCAAGGAUGAGAAGGCGGAUAGAGCUUUGGAGUUAUGGGAUGAAAUGAAGGAGAAGGGCAUCGUUCCUAGUAGUAUCACGUAUAAUACUGUGAUUAAAGGGCUCUGCGAGUCCCGAAUGACCGACAAAGCAGUGGAAAAGUUAAAUGAACUUCUGGAGAAUAAGUUGUUCCCUGAUGAAACUACUUGCAACACGAUACUACAUGGUUACUGCAUGGAGGGCGAAGUUGAGAAAGCAUUUCAAUUUCACAACAAAAUGGUCGAGCACUCAUUUAAGCCCAAUGUGUUCACAUGUAACAUUCUCCUUCAUGGUCUCUGCAAGGAAGGAAUGCUAGAAAAGGCUCUGAAGCUCUUUGGCACAUGGAAGUCCAAAGGAAAAGCUGUUGAUGUGGUUACUUACAACACAUUGAUAUCAAGUUUGUGCAAAGAAGGGAGAUUUGAGGAGGCGUUUGAUCUUCUCGCAGAGAUGAAUGAUAGGAAAUUGGCACCUGACUUUUACACAUAUAAUGCGAUCCUGAGCGCCAUGAGUGCUCUAACUGAUCCUGCUAGGAUACAGGAAGUAGAGGGGCUUAUGUUAAGAAUUGCUGAGUUUGGAAAUAUUCCAGAUUUAUCAAUGGAAAAGGAUCAGAGACACAAUAUGGAAUCUGAUGAAUCCAUGCAAGAGUCUGAUUCGAGUUCUGUUGCAUACUCAGAACAGAUCAACGAGCUAUGUUCUCAGAGUAAAUUCAAAGAUGCAAUGCACAUCUUUGAAGAGUUAAACCAGAAGGGCAUUGGUGUGAGUAAGUCUUCCUAUAUGAAUUUGAUGAAUGGGCUAAUUAGGAGAAGAAAAAGCAUCUCACGGGUUGAAAGAUAGGGUAUUCUCUUGUGGUGCCCUUGAUGAGGCUUCUUUCAGCUAGGCCUUACGGCAGGGCCUUCUUGACAUUUUGCUAUUGAUGGAACUGCCCUGCCCCUAAGAGUUCAGGAAAAUCAUUUCUCAGCUUGAUUGGUACUCCCAAAAGUAAUCGGCAAAUUAGAAUAUAUCCAAGUGUGGUACUGCUUAUUGUAGCAUGUCUACACUAGAUUCAGUGACGCAUACAAUUUACGCUUCUGGUAAUAGAGGGUGAAACUGCAUUUGUUCAUCUCCACUGGAGUUUUAAAUGAGGUUUCGUUAGUAGGAAAUAACGAUGAACGAGAAGCCAUUUUUAUACACCCUGGUGACUGGUGAGAUCUGAAGAAGAAUGCAGCGUGGAUACAACAUCAAACUUCGCAACAGGACCAAAAUUCAAAGAGGAGAGUUGAAAAACAGAGCAGAUGGAAAUUGCAGAAUAGGUUCCCUUCUGUCCUUUCAAACUUUCUUUGUUAGUUUAACUUGUGAUGUGCUGUAGUUGAUGCGACUCUAAUCUUAUUAAUUACAUCAUUACAUGAUUGAAUUGUAAAUACAUAACAAUGCUGUCGGGUCAUGUUCGACAUGCUGUGAUUAACGUGGAAUGGAGUGAGCAUCCGAGGUGGUGUUAGUAUAA
Molecule: messenger RNA, 3245 nt
Organism: Punica granatum (pomegranate)
Lineage: Eukaryota; Viridiplantae; Streptophyta; Magnoliopsida; Myrtales; Lythraceae
Source: RefSeq, a predicted model, not a curated record